GAUAAACAAAAACGUCCACCUCUAGAGAAAUAUUUUGUUGACAUAUUUUUGUAUUGGAAAAUAAAAAUAACUAUGCUUACUUCCAUGGUAAAGGAGCACCACAAGGAGCAGGCAAAGCGGAAGCAAGAGCAGGAGGUGCGAAGAAAAGAGGCCAUAGAAGCCUCCAAUGAGCUCACCCAAUCUCUGGUGGACACACUAAACGUGGGCGUGGCACAGGCCUACUUAAACCAAAAGCGCCUGGAUGCAGAGGCAAAGCAGCUCCAUAUGGGAGCUACCAACUUCGCCAAGCAGACCCACCAGUGGCUGCAGCUUAUUGACAAUUUCAGCAGUGCCCUCAAAGAGUUGGGCGAUGUGGAAAACUGGGCCCGCAGCAUUGAGGGCGACAUGUAUGUGAUAAGCCAGAGUUUGGAGCUGGCCUACAAAGCCUCCAGAGCCACGCAGGGUCCAGGAACUGGGGACGCUUCAACUUCUUCGACUGCCAACAAUCCAAGUUCCAAUGCUUCGUGAGAUGCCUUCUUUAAUUCAGGCUAAAUUAAAAUAUAUAUUAUCUAAUGCUUUAUUAUACUC
Messenger RNA from Drosophila bipectinata, 567 nucleotides. It is a transcript of the gene Blos1, whose product is annotated as biogenesis of lysosome-related organelles complex 1 subunit 1. Gene Ontology annotation, biological process: endosomal transport. The record is from RefSeq and is a predicted model, not a curated record. NCBI's taxonomy places the organism in Eukaryota, Metazoa, Arthropoda, Insecta, Diptera, Drosophilidae. Gene Ontology annotation, cellular component: BLOC-1 complex.